Molecule: messenger RNA, 1067 nt
Organism: Moneuplotes crassus
Lineage: Eukaryota; Ciliophora; Spirotrichea; Euplotida; Euplotidae
Source: the annotation of a GenBank genome assembly
AAUUCUUACCUACCUAUGACCAAAGAUUUAGCAGCAGCGAAUACUUUCUUGUUUAAUAAAUGGAUGAAAGAGGAUGAUUAUAACCAUCGUGGAAUUGGAAACCUCAAGAAAAACGAGUUCUGCAUUGAUUAUCAGAGAGAUAAGCUAUUCUCCCCAAAAUUAGUCAAAAGGAGAUUGAACACAAGCUUAUAUCCUCAAAAAUCCCGUAGGAAGUCCUAUGUAGGAAUUUCAGAGAAUGAAAUUCACGAGUUUUUGAUCCCAAUAUCAAAGAUGAACGUCAAGCCAGAGCCUUGCUUGCAGCUACCAAAUGGCAAGUUCAUUGGGAAGUUCAACCUAAACUCUCCGGUUUGUAAAUAAGUAUGAAGAAUUUUCUGCAUUAAGUUCUAAACCCCAGCCGAAAGUAAAGGGACUAGAUAAGACUAAGAGGAUAUAAAAAUUAUCAAAAGAGCUCUAAAUGAGCCUAUUAAAGCACAAGAAUCGAGCCGAAGUGCUUAUCUAGUCAUGAACAACCGGUAUAAGAAAUGUAAUAAAGAACAAUCAAAGAGCUCACAAAAGGAGCUUAGAGGAGAUAUGGGUGAAGAUUACCAAAAGCUUAAUAAGAGUUUAAAGAAAUUUCUAAAUUCACAGCCAUCAUCGCCAAGAAGUAAGAAAAGUGCUCGAAAGCAAAGAAAAGACUCUCUUUGCCAAAAGGUUAAAUUAAUAAAAUACGAUGAUCAGUUGGGGAGAAGCUUUUACUGUGAAACCCAUAAAUUUAACCUUACUAAAAAGCCUCAAUCUCUCUCAAAAUCAGAUGCCUACAGAAUGCCUACUGCUGCUUCUCAAUCAGCUUGAAAUAGAAAUUUAAAGCUCUUAGACCCAAAAAUUUUGAAAAGGUCUACUCUACGAGGUUUAGUAAAACCAAUUACUUCUUUAAAAGGGACUCUCACAAAGACCCAAAAUCCGACAUCAAGACUAUUUGAAGAAGGUAGGAAAAUAAGCAUGAGUAUCUCCAAAAUGGAAGCUCUCAUUAGGGAAAAACCUUUGAAGAAAUUCUAACAAAAUUUGGCUAAAGGCAACUCGAUUUUCAA